Eriocheir sinensis (Chinese mitten crab) is the source of this 3104-nucleotide messenger RNA. RefSeq names its product protein unc-13 homolog D-like. Lineage: Eukaryota; Metazoa; Arthropoda; Malacostraca; Decapoda; Varunidae. The record is from RefSeq and is a predicted model, not a curated record. Bases 311 to 3028 code for a protein of 905 amino acids. The transcript is spliced from 16 exons.
CCUCCACGGCCUCCCCGCCUCAGUGGCCCUCCGCACUUCCUUGCAAAGACACAGCCCUUCUGUGCAUAGCUGUAGACAAAGCAGUAUGUGCUGAAUUGUUGGUGUGAUAAUCUCUUCGUGUCGGUGAGGUGUCAUAAUGAAACACUAAGGCAGGUGUCAGCUCAAAGUGCCUGGCUGGGCCUCCCUCUGGGGAAAGUAUCCGAUAUGUCUCACUGGACUGCCUCUGAUGUAGACAAAUCCUCUUCAAUGCAUCUGGCCACAUAUGGUCCCUAGGUGACGUUUUCCCGACAACGUCACAGUGCCAGGGGAGAUGUUUAAAGCUUACACACUAGCGCUGAGGAAAACCCUGGAGGCCUCCCUCCCGGGGACCCGCGGUGCACAACACACGAAGGUCAGUCGGGCUGCCUCUGGCCACCCCGCCGCUGCCGAGGUCACGGAGCAGCUGGAGGAUGAAAUAAAAGGUGAAAAAUAUGGAGGAAGCAAAAGCCGCCUGGAAAGGACAAGUGAGGAGCACUGGACGCUGGUGGCCGGCCAUGUAUUCCAGGCCUGGACCGGCAACUGUCCCCGCCGCUCCUACCAGUCCAGCUUGGCCAGGGCCCUCACGCCGGGCAGUACCGAGGUCCCGGAGUCUCCUCAGGGCGAGGCAAGGACCAGGCCAUGGGAUGGCCACCUGUCUCCUGCAGCGCUGCAGCAAUUGGCCCGGCUAGCAGACGAGUUGGACUUGGCCAAAGAGUCUCAGCAGCUGGCUUGGUGGCUGGUUGGCAGCCGCCUGGCUUCAGUGGAUGCAGAGUGGAUAUUCUCCCAGCUGAAAAAUAUCCAAGCUGCCCUAGUCGACAACACCUACACGGAGGAGGAGAAGGCUGACCUCCUUCACUCCCUCACGCUUUAUAUCUACUCCCAGAUAAAGAGACUCAAGUCCUUGCACACUGCCUUCCCCGGUGGAUGCUGCAAGCAGCUCACCUUCACCCUCAGGACUCUACAGCACCUGGAGCAGCACCCCGCCACCCGCCGCCUGCUGGACACCGCCGGCCAGCCCCCCAUCCCGGAGGACGCCGCCGCCGCCCUCCAGCGUCACGCCCGAGAACGGUGGUGUGAGGUGGUGCAGGUGGAGGCCAGCAAGGAGGAGCCCCCCGAGCAGCAGCUUCGUCGCUCCGUGCACGUGGCGUCCCGAGUGCCGCCAACACUCAAGCACGAGGCCGAGAUGUACCGCCAGAUAUUCGAGCAAGAGCUGUCAGUUCCGUAUGGGGAUAUUUGUCGUCGUGAGGCCAUCAACAGCCUCGAUAACCUCGCCAAGACUAUUCUCGCUCCAGGAGACUCAACACCACAAACUUUGUCAGCAGACAGACAGCGAAACGGAGCGACGCCCACACACCUGCAAAACUUCGCCGUGGGGUCACCCCUGUGGUCCCUGUACAAAGCGCUGGGCCGCGCCUACAGUGCGUGUGGCAAGCCGGAGGGUGACGUCAAGGCAGCGACCCACUAUUACCCAGGCUGCUUCCUGAGGAGUGUGGCAGCCUGGCUAGAGCCCACGAACAGUGACACAGAGAUGAACUACGCCCACUCAGGGAGCAGCAGCGCCUCCUCCCUCCUAGACGUGCUCACAGCCUUCACGGAGGCGAGGGAAUGGUGGAGGGAGCUGGCUUGGCCCGACCCGGAGACCCGUGGCGUGGUGGCAGUGGGGCUGCUGGAGAAUCUGUGCUCCCUGGCCACGCGGCGCUGCCAGGGCGUCACGGCACGGAGGCAGAGCGUGUCUUUUGAUGCCAAGUUUUGUUCGUGUCUGAAAAGUGUGUCUCGGGUGGCCGAGGAGGUACGGCAGCUAUCCGAUGACCUAGGCCUGGAGGAGGUGGUGGAAGGGAUGCGCAAGUGUGGCAACGAAGGCGCCGCGGACCAGGCUAAAGACACUGUGUCCACCCUGCUGUCCAGCGUCGGCCAAAACCUGGAAAACUUGCUUGACCAGUUCAUAGACGCAGCCAUUGACCAGAUGAUGCCAAAGCUGAGGGACGAAGUGGUGGAGGUAUGUGAGCGAGGUGGCAGCUCCACACCUCCCAGCUUGUCCUACACCCUAAGCCUCCUCCAGGAACACCUCCCGCACUCGUCAUCGAGGUCACACUACGUCCCUCCGGGCGGCUCUGAUGCUUCCAGCGCCUCCUAUUCGCCCUGCCUCACUGUCUGUUCCUCCCCGUCCCUCCUACAGCGUCUUUUGGCGCGGCUGUGGGACGCUGUGGUACUUCAGUUUAUGAUUACUGUUGCUGAGAAGACCGGAAGGCAGACUUCGGAAUACUUCUGUCGAGUCCACAGCAUCCUGGAGGCCACCCUGGCGCUAUUCACCAGCCCUGGCCGACUCCACCCCCGAGCUGCUGCCACCCCAGGGUACAGGUCCGUGGCCGAGCAGGUGGAAGGGCAGCGCAAGUCCAGCUCGGCGCUCAUCCUGCAGUACUACUACGCCCGCCUCGCCCAGCAGACCAGGCCAGACCUCCCCACGCUGGCCCACGUCCUUGUGCGGGCCUUCCUCAGCCAGCCAGGCCGCCUGACGGUGCGAGUGCUGGAGGCGCGGGACGUGACAGCGGCGGCGGGCAGGUCACCCCUCCGCUACCACGUGACUGUGCAGGUGGUGCCCCGCGAGGCUUGCCCCGGAGCCGCCCUCCACCGCACCACCGCCGUCACCCACUGCCCCGCCUCCUUUUAUGAGACGUUCGAGUUUCCGACGUGUGAGUGCAGGGGUGAAGGGAGCAUUGGACUGUUGCUCUUCACCCUCGAGGCGGCGCGAGGCAGCAGCGGCAACUGGUCCUUCCUCGGCGAGGCCUUCUUGCCCCUCGCCGCUAUACCGUACGUGGACUCGCCGGAGCUGCAGAACACCACCCUCAGGAUGACGGCGCCGGCCUUCCCGCCAGGGUACGAAUCCGUGACGGCACUGCGGGCACGGGCGGGCACCGAGGAGCGGGCGGCGGCUUUCAUCCGAUCGCUGGAGCGGCGGCACCCUGAGGCCCGGAGCACAGGACACCCCAAGACCUCCAAGGCCGGGCUGUAGUCCAUUACUAAAAUGUGAUCAGAGCAUUUGUCAUACAGGAUGAAACUGUCGAUAUAUAUAAUUCACAAACUGAUAA